CUCCCCCCCUCCCUCUUGAUUUUCUGGAGAAAAUCGUCCCACCAGCUUCACUUCAGUGGACAGUUAAUGGUGCGUGAAAGAUGUGGUUAUUUUGUAAGAAGACCGUCCUAAGUAAAUAAUCUGCAUUUCAUAAAAUCAGAAAAUAAGGAAACGAGGGUCGCGGCAGUCAUGGGGGAUCCAGAAACUGGUUCAGGCGUUAAUUGGAUGAAAAGACAACUUGUCAAGAGCUCGCAUCAUCAGAAGAAGUCUUCGUUUCAUAUCUGGUUCAAGUUCUUGCUCCUGCUUUGUCUCAUGCUCUUCAUCUUUGGUUAUACUCUGUUGAGCAGCUCUCUGUCAGGGUGGCAGGGCUUUCCACUCCAUCACCACUACUACAGUGUUUUCAAUUGGACAAAUUUGGUUAAUCUACCUUCUCGUUUUUAUGUUAACCUAAUUAAAACCCAUGAAACCACACAACCACCCACAGUCACUCAGUGUCACCAAGCCUACCCAGGCAACUACCACUUUAUUAUGGAUAACCCAGAGGUGUGUAAAACCAACACCCCUUUCCUGGUCCUGAUGGUUCCAGUCGCACCAAAUAACAGGGAAGCUCGGGAUGCCAUCAGGCAGACAUGGGGCAAUGACACUGUGGUUCAUGGCAAGGUGGUGCUCACUCUGUUCAUGCUGGGCCUCCCUGGAGGAGCUGAUGCUGGGCAGCAAAAGGAGAAGCUCAACCAGGAGAAUCUUGAGCACCACGAUCUGAUCCAGAGUGACUUCAUGGACACUUACCUCAAUCUGACCAUCAAAACCAUGGUGAUCAUGGACUGGCUGGCAACCCGCUGCCCUACAGCAGCAUACGCCAUGAAGAUUGAUUCUGACAUGUUCUUGAACAUUGACAAUCUGGUCACUAUGCUGCAGAAGCCAGGCAUUCCUAAGCUGAACUACCUGACAGGGAUGCUUAUGUGGAACAAACCAAUCCGUUCAAAGAGCUCUAAGUGGUAUGUCUCUGAGGAGUUGUACCCAGAUUCUGAGUACCCAGCCUAUGCUCUCGGUAUGGGAUAUGUCUUCUCCAAUGAUCUCCCAGGGAAAUUUGUGCAGGUCUCAAAAUCAAUCAAACCCUUUAAUAUAGAGGAUGCUUAUAUUGGAAUGUGCAUGAAAAAGUUGGGACUUGCACCAACAUCACCACCAAAUCCCUCCCAGUUCAAGUCUUAUAACACCAAAUACAAUCGCUGUGAAUUCUCCAAGGUCAUCACCUACAUUCUUGGUUCUUCACAAGAGUUGAUAAAAUACUGGACAGACUUGAAGAAGCCUGAACCACCUUGUUAGGACAAUGACUACUACAGAUGCACAGAGAAAUCACUUGGGUGGCAGAGUAUUGGGAAGUUAACUUACUUAUAGGUAUAUAAUUGUCAUACAUCCUCAUUUCAGAAAUGAGAAUUAAGAUUACAGGCUUUGACAAGAUUACAGAGGUUUCUGAACAACUGCA
This is a messenger RNA of Lates calcarifer (barramundi perch), 1462 nucleotides long. Its product is annotated as beta-1,3-galactosyltransferase 2. The transcript is spliced from 2 exons. Bases 169 to 1302 code for a protein of 377 amino acids. The record is from RefSeq and is a predicted model, not a curated record. Lineage: Eukaryota; Metazoa; Chordata; Actinopteri; Centropomidae. Gene Ontology annotation, molecular function: N-acetyl-beta-D-glucosaminide beta-(1,3)-galactosyltransferase activity. Gene Ontology annotation, cellular component: membrane.